UAUUGUUUCAUAUAAAAAGCGUAGCAAUGUAGUUUUAUUCAGUUAAAUCAUAGUCUAUCUAUCAACACUAUGUUCUCUAAAAUUUUGUCAGUGUUAGCCUUCACAGCUUUAGCACAAGCUGGCGUUUUAGACUACAGUCACGGCCAUGCUACCUCAUAUGCUUCCUCAAACCUAGGUGGUUCAGAACAUGGACAUGGAUAUUCAGCUCCAGUUUUAAGUCACGCAUAUGCUGCACCUGUUGCUCACGGAUAUUCUGCUCCUGUUCUCGCCCACGGACAUUCCGCACAUCACGAUGUAGAUUACAACGCUUAUCCCAAAUACGAAUUCAACUACGGAGUUCAAGAUGGCCACACUGGAGACCACAAAACUCAACACGAAGUCCGUGAUGGUGACGUAGUCAAAGGUUCCUACACAGUAGCUGAACCUGACGGUACUCUUCGUACUGUCCACUACACUGCUGAUGACCACAACGGUUUCAAUGCUGUUGUUGAAAAAUCUGGACACCCAGUUCACCCAGCUCCAGCUCAUGGACACGGAAAAGUACUCCUAGCUGCUCCCGCUGUCCACCACGCUCCAUUGUACCAUCAUUAUCGAUCAGUAAUAAGUAUGUACUCAAAAAUCUUGUCAGUUUUGACUCUUGCUGCUGUGGCACAGGCCGGUGUUUUGGACUAUUCACAUGGCCAUGCCACUUCAUACGCUUCUUCUAACUUAGGUCUUGGACAAGGACACGCCGUACCAGUGGUUGCCCAUGGAUACAAUGCACCGGUCCUUUCACAUGGGGCCUCUGCACACCAUGACGUAGAUUACUAUGCUCAUCCCAAAUACGAAUUCAACUACGGAGUUCAAGAUGGCCACACUGGAGACCACAAAACUCAACACGAAGUACGUGAUGGUGACGUAGUUAAAGGUUCCUACACCGUAGCUGAACCUGAUGGUACUUUUCGUACUGUCCACUACACUGCUGAUGACCACAACGGUUUCAACGCUGUUGUCGAAAAAUCUGGACAUCCCGUUCAUCCUGCUCCUGCCCAGGGAAAAAUUGUUGUAGCAGGCAUACCUUCAUAUUACCGCUAAAUUAUUUAAAUGUUUGGUUUAGAGUGUACCUGUUUAUGUUCUUAUUGUUAUAUUUUAUACUUGUUGCAUUAUAGUAAACAUUAAUAUAUUUUGUCGUCUUCCUUCCAAUUUGAUCAAAAGUAAAUAACUAUUCUAAUUGGGAAAUAAGCAAUUUAACUUGACAAAAUGAUUUUAUUAAUAUUUUACUAAGCAACAACAUUACUGUUUAAUUUAUGUAUUUCGUAUUUUGACAAAACCUUAAUAAAUAGUUAUUUUCCUAACUAUUGCGGAAAGUACGAGACUGCCGUUGACCCGAACGACGCGAUAGCGGAGUUCGGGCAAGCAGUCUAGUGCGGGGAAGACACUUUCCGCAUGAGUUAGGAACAAUAUAUUUUCUAGGGCCGUACGUUUGAAAAAAGCCACAAAAAAUAGAGUUAUAUAAAUUUUUAUUUAGAAGUGAAAAUACACAAAUUAAUUCUUUGACAAGGUUGUCAAAACCAAACCACACCAAACUUUCAAUAUAAUGGGUUACCACGACGACGAUAUUGGUUUCCAUGACGACGAGUAGUUGUCUACUAAUCUGACUUUUAAAUAUUAUGUCAAAAUAAUUUUAUUUUAUCGAAUUAUCGCGCUAAUUUCAUUAAAUCCUGAACACAAUAAGAUAAAUCUGAAAUAAAUUAGUAAAUAAUAUCUAAAUAUUAGUUUAUUGCGCACACCGCCGUGUGGGAAAGUGCAACUUUCGGAAACGAAAUGCGUGCGUGAAAGUGGCUCUUUCAGCACGGCCGUAGAAAAAUUAAAUUUUCAAGUUAAAUUGUGGAUUAUUUCCCAAUUAUAAUAGUUAUUUACAAAAAUGCCACAAAGAAAUAGCUUAAGAACAAUAUUGGUCAAAAGUUUUGUCGAUUCCCAUUAUGCAAGAAUACGAUUUUAUGAUAAAAGUUUGGUCAUGUUUGUCUUAAAAAUACAACAUUUAAUUGUAGUUUAAGACAAUAUACAAACAUUAGCACUACAAUGAGAACAUUUUUAUUGCCACAUUUAACUGGCAUUGACUUAACAAUGUCCAUGUACAUACUCAAAAUAAUAAAUUAACGACUUAAUAACUAGCUGUCGAACUUUGUGACAAUUUCAUAUUUGUUGAAUAUUGUGCAUAUGAUUUCUUUUUUUACUGCCUCUGUAUAUUUUGCAAUUUUUGGAAUAUAAUGGCACAUAGGACCCAUAUAGAUUUUAAUAGUUUACUAAGAUGCAAUAAGCAAGCACUUGGGUGGUAUUACGGCACUGUAAGGAAAUAAAUUACAGAUUAUAAUGUUUAUGACUUCUGAAAUUUUGAAAUUUUCUAAUAGUCCAUUUACUCAGGGUUUUGGCUCCGAAUUUUAAA
Messenger RNA from Diabrotica virgifera virgifera (western corn rootworm), 2425 nucleotides. RefSeq names its product cuticle protein-like. The transcript has 6 exons. Gene Ontology annotation, cellular component: extracellular matrix. The record is from RefSeq and is a predicted model, not a curated record. The coding region runs from base 70 to 1074 and encodes 334 amino acids. Lineage: Eukaryota; Metazoa; Arthropoda; Insecta; Coleoptera; Chrysomelidae.